This is a messenger RNA of Rodentolepis nana, 2016 nucleotides long. The record is from the annotation of a GenBank genome assembly. Lineage: Eukaryota; Metazoa; Platyhelminthes; Cestoda; Cyclophyllidea; Hymenolepididae.
AUGAUGCUGGAUAACCUGAGAUCCGAUUAUAAUAAUAAACCGAAACUCUGUGCAAUUCCCAACGGCUAUCCUUUAUCACCUCACAGCGGGGCUCCUAGUAGUAUUGAUUUUCCAACGACGCUUUCUCUAACGAUAACACGACAAGAUCAUGCCUAUCAUCUCAAGUCAUCAAACUUCUCCGCCAGUCUCGUUGGCAUGCCUUUCUUCCCUGGCUUUGAAGAUGAUCCCUUCCUUCAUGGUCCAAGAACUAGGUCCCCUAGUCCCGACUUUGAGAUGAUAGAUUUGACCGAUGAGGAAAUUGCAGCUAUUAUAAAUGAGGCCAUUCAAGGGAACAAGGCGGAGAAAAAGACCUCAAAACAAAAGAAAAAGGACAAGACGUUGCCAAAUUUGGAUCAGUCAGAGGCGAAAAAGGAACAAAACGAUGAGAAACCAUCUAUUGUGAGGGAUUCAGAAAGUAAGGAAAAAGAGGUGAAGGUAAAUAGUAAAAAGGAAGAGGACAAGAGGAAGAAAGACUCUGGCAAGGAGGUAAAAGAGGAAAAAAAGAGGCUCUUUGACGAUAGUUAUUCGGAGGCAGCCAAUCUAUACCCUGAGCUCUACGAUGGUACAGUCCCUGACGAACAGGUGGAUUCUUUUACUGACUAUCAAGAAGUUAGUAAGAAAAAAAGGCGAAACAAGAAGGUGUCUAAUUCAUCAUCUGUUAUUAUUCCCAACGAUCGACAAAGCAAAAAGUUAAGCGAAAACCCUCCAAAUCAACGACCUUCAAAGAAAUCGGCUGAGUCGCUGUCACAACAGAAAGCUGUAAAAAAUUCUGACAUGCAAGUUGUUGUUAAUAAGUCGACAAGUUCAAUAAAACCUACUCCUGUGUCUAGAGCGGGACCUCCAGAUUCAGUAAAGCCUAGUCAAUCAUUUUCGAGGAGCACUGCCGUGCCAACAGCGGGGGUUCAAAAGUCUGCAUGGUCUAAACCACUUGUACAUCCACCUGCUCCCUCUACCCAAGCCAAAUCAAAAUCGGUCCCUUGUCAAGGUUAUACUUAUGCUACGCCAGUACAACUGAUACCCAGUGGUAAUGGGUCUUCUAACCCUACAACUGCGCAACCUUCGGCUGACAGUUUGAAAAAGUCUUCAGGUACUACGGGUCCUUCUCACCAAUCCCAAAUGUCUGAGACACCGAAUCUCAAAGGUCAACACCAUGGUUCGAUGGGAUUUGAACCGUUGGAAAUUUAUCCUUCGAAACAACGAAAACUUUCUCAAGUACAUCCUGCCCCACGACAACAAUCCACAACUUCAAAGCCUGUCCAUAAAACGCCUGAGAAUAGUGAACCUGCUUUAAUAAAAUCAUCAAAACCGUCCGGUCAAGUUCAACAAUCUCUUUCCUCAAAGCCUGUUUCUCAAGCCCCUACUUUACCAAAGACGUCAACGCAACAAGCCCACGUUAGUUCAUCCAAAUCUUCGGGAACCGAAGCACAAAAAUCGUUGUCCCUCGGUCAGCCGCAGCCCUCAACUUCAAAGACAGUUCAGCAAACGCCAUCCCCCUCCAAAAUGCCACAGCAUCAAAAACCUACUGUUUCGAAAACAUCAAAAGCACAGGAUUCUGCUCAGGUACAACCUUCAAGCAAUGUUCAUAAGACGUCAGAUUCCUCUCAAACACCAUCACAAAUAACGCCUUCUGUUUCUCAAGCACCGAAUGCAUCAAUUCAAGUUAAACAAGAACCAACAACUGAUCAAGCAUCGGGCUCUCCAAAGAUAGCGCAGCAGCAACGGCAGACACCUAGUGAAGAUAUCGAUCCGUCAGUUGAAUCAUGUUCUCUACCACAGGAAUGCGUUCCUCAUGGGCGUAUUGGUGAUCACAAAUUAAAAAUGAUGAGUGUACCCCAGGAUAUGUCAUCAAGCGGUGAGCUUUCUGAACACCUUCGUGCUUUGGACCAAUUCUUAAUGGAGGAAUGGAAGGCGUUUGUGAGAACCAUGGCUCGUUCUAAAAGGCGGGAAGAAAGUAAAAUGGCAGUUAGGAAUGCAUGA